Messenger RNA from Monodelphis domestica (gray short-tailed opossum), 5109 nucleotides. It is a transcript of the gene STK17B, whose product is annotated as serine/threonine kinase 17b. The record is from RefSeq and is a predicted model, not a curated record. Gene Ontology annotation, molecular function: ATP binding; protein serine/threonine kinase activity. NCBI's taxonomy places the organism in Eukaryota, Metazoa, Chordata, Mammalia, Didelphimorphia, Didelphidae. Gene Ontology annotation, biological process: positive regulation of apoptotic process; intracellular signal transduction; protein phosphorylation. Gene Ontology annotation, cellular component: nucleus.
CUGAAGUUGACUCUGAUUGGCUCUCAGAAAUGGAGGGGGCGGAGUUCCCAGGGCUGGGCUGUGGGACAACCCCACUGCAAGUUUUCAAACCUCAACUGUAAGGUCUACUUAGUGUUGCUGCAGUUGCUGCUGCUCUUGCUGCUGCUGCUUGCUGUAGCCAUCAGAGCCUAGGUCGCUGCUGCCGCCGGGAGGUAGGGAGGGAGGGAACGAGUCCUGUGUCUUGGCCUUGUUCAGAGCUUGAGGAUUCGAGGUCCCCCCGACGCCCCCUUUUUUUGACCCAGUACCGGAGGAUUUCCCCCGCCGAGGGGGCAGCGUUGUGCACGGAGCCGCGGAAAGAAUAUUCUUAUACUCAACAUGUCCAGAAGAAGAUUUGAUUGCCGGAGCCUCUCAGGCAUGCUGUCAACAUCUAUCCAAACUCCAAUAAAGACAGAAAACUUUAACAAUUUUUACAUGCUUACAUCUAAAGAACUAGGAAGAGGAAAAUUUGCUGUGGUCAGACAAUGUAUUUCAAAAUCCACUGACCAAGAAUAUGCGGCUAAAUUUCUAAAGAAGAGAAGAAGAGGCCAAGAUUGUCGAUCAGAGAUCCUACAUGAAAUUGCCGUGUUAGAAUUAACAGCAUCUAGUUCCCGAGUGAUUAAUCUCCAUGAAGUCUAUGAAACUUCAAAUGAAAUCAUUUUGGUGUUGGAAUAUGCUGCAGGUGGAGAAAUUUUCAACCUAUGUUUACCUGACCUAGUUGAAAUGGUCUCUGAAAAUGAUAUCAUCAGACUUAUCAGACAAAUACUGGAAGGAAUUUCUUAUCUACAUCAAAACAAUAUUGUGCACCUUGACUUGAAGCCUCAGAAUAUCUUAUUAAGCAGUAUUUCUCCACUUGGAGACAUAAAAAUUGUAGAUUUUGGAAUGUCUCGGAAAAUAGGGAAUGCAUGUGAACUGAGAGAAAUAAUGGGAACUCCAGAGUACCUAGCCCCAGAAGUGUUGAACUAUGAUCCUAUUACCACAGCAACAGACAUGUGGAAUGUUGGCAUAAUUGCAUACAUGUUAUUAAUGCAUACAUCUCCAUUUGUGGGAGAAGACAAUCAAGAAACAUACCUCAAUAUUUCUCAGGUCAAUGUGGAUUAUUCUGAAGAACUGUUUUCAUCAGUCUCACAGCUGGCCAAAGACUUUAUUCAGUGUCUUUUAGUAAAAAACCCAGAGGACAGGCCGACAGCAGAAGACUGUCUCUCUCAUCCUUGGCUCCAGCAACGGGACUUUGUAAACUUGUUUCAUCCUGAAGAAACUUCCUGCUCUUCUCAAACUCAGGAGCACACAGUCAGAAACUCAGAAGACAAAACCACUAAAUCUACUUGUAAUGGAACCUGUGGUGACCGAGAGGAUAAGGAGAAUAUUCCUGAGGACAUUAGUACGGUUUCCAAACGAUUUCGUUUUGAUGAUUCCUUGCAUAAUCCCCAGGAACUUGUUCCAGAUUUGUUGUGCUAGCAACUUUCUCUUCAUCAUUUGAACUGAAUUUAAAAUCCACUGCAGUGUUGAUAUGUUUUGUACUUUCAUGUAUCGUAUACUUAUACUGAAAAUGCACUUUUGAUUUGGGGAAAGAUUGAAGGAAAUAUAUUUGUGUUAAAGUAUUGGUUCAUAUAUUAAUAGAUCUUCCUCCCUAUCUUGGAACCACAGAACUCAUCAGAGAAUAAAAUUUAAAUUAGUAUAUUUGCACAUUUCAAAUAUUACUUUAAAAAUCAUUAAUUUUGUAAAGCUGGUAUGAUUACAGGAAAUUGAACAUUUUUACCUAUGUAUUCUGUAAAUAAGAGAAACUAAGCUAAGGUUCACUAGGUUUGCCAAAAUGUUGCUAUACAGUAUUGAGUACUUUUGGUGAUUUUUUUGGCUAUGACAUAAAUUCAUCAAAAUGAAGAAAUUGAAAGUUAGUCUUUUAUUUUCCCUUAGGAUAAUUGUUGUGUUAUCCUUCUAUAAACUGAAUUCAUUUACAAUAGCAUAAAAUUCAGCUUUUCCAUUUACUACAUUUCCACCUAAAUACCCAGGAGCUCUAUUGCAAUUGAAAAGAGCAUGUCAACUCUUAGUUUUCUGGUUUUGCAUACAUCAUGCAAAGAAUGUGAUAAUACAAAAAAGAAUGUGAUGUUUUUCUUGAUAAAAGAAAUAGCAGGCAUUUCCUCUGUUGUUCAUCACUCAGGAAAACUUCUGAACUUGGAUUGUGUAGUUCUAAUAAUCCUCCCCCCGCCCCAAUAUACCCAAUCAAAUAUCAUUUGGAAUGUGGUUAUAAAACAGUUAGCAAAACUUUCUGGUUAUUUCUUUUUGAAAACUGCCAUAUUUAUUGAAGAUAGAAGCGUAUUUGGCCAAAUAUAGCUAUAGAAGUAAGUAAAAGAAUUAAGGCUGCAGAAUAAUAAAACUAAGAAUCUAAAAUCAAUCAUUCAAAAUACAAAUCGCUGUGAGAAGAGAGUAUUAAAGUGCAGUCUCCCUAAAGUACGACUGAAUAAGAUCCACUAAAGAGCUAUUUUUAAAUAGUGUUGGUAACAAGUCCCUUAGUAUGUCUUUUCUACACACAGCUCAUGGUGAAUGGUGAGUUUUCUGUAUGAAACAAAUUCCAUGAGGUUCAAAAGUGGUCUGUGUAAUAACUGAAGAUUAAAGUAUAUCUCUUUUGAUGGAUCUCCCCCAGAGAGUGUCAUCAGGUGGUACCCGAAAAGUCUACAAAGAGAGUGGCCUUCACUAGCCUGUUUUGUCAUCCCAGUAAGACCUCUUAAGCCAAGGUAACAAGAUUUCAUGACCUAGUGGCCCUCUUACAUCACAAAAAAAGGGCUAGCUUUUAGCUUAAAAAAUGGUAAACACCUCUAGUUACCUUCCUAGAAGUCUUAAAACUCCAAAUAUCUCAGUAAUACCUUUCAGACAGCACCAUUUUUACUAACAGCCAGGGGAUCGGUUCUUUGGCCUUAAUAUUGAAUUUACUUAAUAUUGUCAAGCGUUUUUAAAGGAAAAAUUAUGUGUAUUGUAUAUACGUGUGAAAGUUUUCCAUAUAUAAUCAUUUAUACAACUUUGUAUUUGAAGAUUCAUGAACUCUAGAUUCUUCAAAGACCUGUGAAUCUAUUUUAUUCAACUCAGGUGCCAAAAUAAUUUUUCUCAUAUAUCAUGUAAAUAGAUGAAGAAAUAGCUUUUAAAGAGCAGACUAGAAAUUCUAAAAGCUGAAAUGGGCAUCUUCCCUCGUUAUAAAAGCGAAGGUUUAUGGCCUUGUAAUUAUUUUCAUUGAUUUGCCAUCAGUAUUAAGUUAGUGCACUCAUUGUCAAAUAACUUUCAUUGGGGUAUUAGGAACUGGUUUUAUGCAUCCAUUUUCUUUGAUAAAAUACAUUCUCAUGUGUCCAGGGAUCUCAGUCCACAUCAAUUAAUGAAAUCUCAAGAAAUGUAAAAUGUUGUAAUAUUAUAAGCACUAAGUAUUUUUAGUGCCUUUUAUAUCUGGAAUUGCUGGAAGAAGCUAAAAGUCAGCCCAACUCUACUUUUCCCCAUUAGCUUUAGGGUAGGAUAUAUUGUAUAUCAAAGUUUAAGUUAAAUACUAAAAAAAUCUCCUUCAGUUAUUCACUUCAUCUCUGGAAAUUACGGUUUAUUGUGGAGAGAUGGUAAAACUUGAAUUAUGGUAGCAUUCACCAUGUGAAAUUCCAAUUGUGUCUAUAAAAAUGAAUGUAAAUAUUUUCACUGAUGGACAUGUGAAAAAGUAAGUAGCACCUUAAACUAUUUCCUUGCUCUUUUUAAUGUUCCAGAUUAAGUUUAAUUCUGUGAAAGAAGAUAUUUUAAGCUACAUUAUCAUUAAAAAUUUCCGAUUUUAUUCCAAUAUGUUAAAACGUUUCAAGUGUCCCACCUGAAGUGCUUUAAAAAAUGUUGUCUUAAAUUGCUUUAAAAGCAAGUACAAGAAAAUAUAAUGAAAUAGUAUAAAUAAUAUCCAACCACAGUAAAAGAAUGUUUCAAAGAGUGAAAGGAUUCUUUCCUUAUUUUAGUGGAUUAAAAUAACAUAAUUUUAGUUUGCUAACUUCACUUCUUCACAAUAUAAAGGUCUGUAUGGUUUUAACUUUAAAAUGAACAAACAAGCAAUUUAGGAAUAAAUUAUGAAGUCUUAGUCUGAAGUUUUCUAAACAUUUUUUAAAAUUACUUUAAAAAGUUAAAUUGAAAAUAUACAGACAAGAUUACAAAAAGGUUAAAGAAACAUAUUUACUAGAACAUUAAGAAUAUUUCCACAUCCCUCAGAGAUACACUGGUCAUUUAAAAAAAAUUUAAUAAUUUUUGGAAUCUUUUUUUAGUUCCAAGUGAGCAAGGUUAAAUUCAGGAAUUGAAACAAUAUAUAAUUCUUCUUUUUCAUUUUUCACCCACAGUGAUUCCUACAAAUCUUAUUUCCAUUUUCCCAGAGGGUCAAAUGACAAUGCAUUGGAAAUGGAAAAUGUAGGACAUUUUCACUAAGUGAAAGUAGAGGUGCUAAUAUCCUAAACAGGAAUAAAUAUCAUUAAUUGCUCAAGAGUUCAAAAGCUUAAUUCUAUUGCAAAUUUUCUUUCUAAAUAUGGAGACUGGAGUUGGAGAAUAUCUCAAAAACAGAAAAUUAGAAUUUUGUCAUCUGUGGUCACUUUGAUUUAACUUUCCACUGUAAAGUUAUAGCAAGUAUAAAACAAUAAAAAUAAAGCACUUUAAACUUAUACACACACCCACAUAAAAUAAUGUAUUUUCCCCCAAAGAACAUUUAUCCAUUUUAAUGUUUAAAAUAGUUUACAUUUCUUACUCUUUGUCUUCAGUGUAGUGAUUGGAUUUCCAAAUGAAGCCAAUGCCUAGCAAUGAAUGCUUUUUUGAAUUAUGUAAACAAUUGUGCUUUUAUUUCAAAGUAUAAAAACUACGUUUGAAUUCUCUGGAUUAAUGUAAAUGUCUAAUUUUAUAAGGAACCUUUAGAGUGCUUUAACUUACUGUAAAAUAUUGUAUAUAAUUCAAGUAUAUGUCCAACUGUUCUGUGGUAAGUUUUAUUAGAUAAUUUAAGUUUUUAUGGAUAGGAUGACAGAUGUGAUCAAGACUAUUCUCUUAGAACACUGUUCAUUCUAUGUACUUAAUGAGCCUUUUGAUUAUAAAUUAAAUGGCAACUUUUUCAGA